AUGUCGUCCGACCGCCGAUUCGAGCUGUUCAUCGCAGCUCAGGAGAUCGAAGCACGGACAUCGAAGCUGGUGUUCUGGCUCUUUUGGUUUGACAACCCCGGCUCAUGGUUGCGAGCGCCGCCUUUAGUCCCAAUCGAGAGAUGGGACGAGGUCCGUGUACCGGCCGUGUGGGGCCGGUACCGAGUUGGCAACAGCGCUGGCUUUCGGACUCACGCUCUUUCUAUCGGUGACUUUGUCACGCUCAUCGCUAUUGCUGCGGACAUCGUGGCAUUAGGGGCGCCUUGGUACGGCGCCUGCUAG
Messenger RNA from Colletotrichum destructivum, 300 nucleotides. RefSeq lists its product as uncharacterized. Lineage: Eukaryota; Fungi; Ascomycota; Sordariomycetes; Glomerellales; Glomerellaceae. The transcript has 3 exons. The coding region runs from base 1 to 300 and encodes 99 amino acids. The record is from RefSeq and is a predicted model, not a curated record.